CCAGGGAGGGUCUAUCUGCCUGACUCUCCUUCCCUCAGCAGUCUCUCCUCACACAUCACCUCAGUGCUACAGACUCCCUCUGUGACCAUGUCUGUCAGAGCUUUGAAGACCACCACCUUCUCCACUGUGUCCUCCUCCAGGGGCCCAUCCCAGGGCUACAGCAGCCGCUCCUUCUCGGGCUACGGCGACCGUGGUGUGGGUAGUGGCAGGCAGAGCUACGCUGUGCGCAGCUCCUAUGGGGGAGUGGGCAGCAGUGGGGCCGCUGUGGGCGCUGGGGGGUUUAAAGUGGCCGGUGGCUAUAUUGUUGGGGGGUCUGGACAAAGAGGAGGUGGAGUAGAGUGUGGCUAUCUGGGCUUCGGUGGAGGUAUGGGAGGUGGCAUGGCCAAUGAAGGGAUGGCCCCCAUCACAGCGGUGACCGUGAACAAGAGCCUACUGGCCCCACUGAACCUGGAGAUUGACCCCAACAUCCAGGUGGUCCGCACCCAGGAGAAGGAUCAGAUCAAGACCCUCAACAACCGCUUUGCUUCCUUCAUUGACAAGGUACGCUUCCUUGAACAGCAGAACAAAAUGCUUGAGACCAAGUGGAAACUUGUGCAGGAACAGACUACGUCUCGCUCCAACAUCGAUGCCAUGUUCGAAGCCUACAUUGCCAACUUGCGUAAGCAGCUAAACAACUUGGGUCACGAAAAAGCCAAACUUGAGUCCGACCUGCAUCACAUGACGGGCCUGGUUGAGGACUUCAAAAACAAGUAUGAGGAUGAGAUCAACAAGCGCAAUGAGUGUGAGAACAGCUUUGUCCUCAUAAAGAAGGACACUGACGCAGCCUACAUAAUCAAAGUGGAGCUGGAAGCCAAACUGGAUGGGCUCUCUGAUGAGAUUGAGUUCCUAAGGCAGAUCUAUGAUACAGAAAUCCAAGAGCUACAGAGCCAGAUCAAGGACACCUCUGUUGUGGUGGAGAUGGACAACAGCCGUAAUCUGGACAUGGACGCCAUUGUCGCUGAAGUGCGUGCCCAAUAUGAAGACAUUGCCAACCGGAGCAGAGCCGAGGCUGAGUCAUGGUACCAGACAAAGUACGAAGAGAUGCAGCAGUCAGCAGGUAGAUAUGGUGAUGACCUGAAGUCAACCAAGAAUGAGAUCGCUGACAUGAACCGCAGGAUAAUGAGGCUCCAGUCUGAAAUUGACAUGGUGAAAGCACAGCGAACCAAUUUGGAAGGUCAAAUCACAGAGGUUGAGGAGCGUGGUGAGCUGGCAGUGAAGGACGCUAAACUUCGUAUCAGAGAACUGGAGGAGGCGCUCCAGAGAGCCAAACAGGAUAUGACCCUUCAAGUCCGCCAGUACCAAGAACUGAUGAAUGUGAAGCUUGCUCUGGACAUUGAGAUUGCUACCUACAGGAAGCUGCUGGAAGGAGAGGAGUACAGGUUAGCAACUGGAAUCAAGACCAGUAUAUCCAAGCACACUUCUGUAAACUACAAUGCCUACGGCCUGGAGAGCUCCCAAACCCCGUCCUACGUCAGCUGCUCCUUCGGCAGAGACAAGGUCAGCAGUGGUUCUGUCGCUGUCCUCGAGGGAGCAACAAUGAAGAGCGCCACAGUCACCAAGACAGAAACAGUGGUGAUCAAGACGGAGGAGAAGAAGGAGGAGGAGAAGGAGGAGCAGGAGGAGCAGCAGCAGCAGACAGCAACCGAGGAGCCAGCUGCUGAAGAGAAGGAGGAGCAGGAGCAGGCUGUGGCAGAAGUUGUGGCUGAGGAGUGAUGUGUUUGUUCCUGUUUUGUCAGAUGUAUGAUUAAAGAUUUUGAUCUCGGAAGUUAAGAAAAAGGACACAGACUCAGCUUUAUUAUCUAGUUCUUGAAUGAUUCCGUCACCAAGGUGCCUUCACCAAAUACUGUUUCCGCUGUAAGAGGUCUAUUCGUUCAGGUAUCCUUAAUAAAGAGGUGCUAAUGGAUGAGUCUUUUUUCAGGUUUCUGAAAACUCUUACUGUAAUACAUUCUUUACUGUCAACUGUAGGCUUUGUCACUGCCCAUGGUUCACUGCAUCACACUUGUUUAGCCAGCAGGUGGUAGUAUUGUAUUAUGUUUUCCUCUGCUGCUCUAUGUUGUUGUUUGAGGAACUCAAAGCACUUAUGUCACAUCAACUUAAUAUCCUACUGCUGAUAGGGGAAAUGUGGGGAAAAUAGACCUUAUGCUAAACCUGCUGUACUUAAACAGUUAAAUAAAAUGAAAACCUGUCACAAAAGUCUUCACGACAUCUGCAACUGUUGUCAAUACCUGGAGUCCUGUUUGCUCGACAAUAAAUCUUUAAACUGUAUUUUA
Messenger RNA from Sander lucioperca (pikeperch), 2309 nucleotides. Its product is annotated as keratin, type II cytoskeletal 8-like. Bases 88 to 1752 code for a protein of 554 amino acids. The transcript has 9 exons. Gene Ontology annotation, cellular component: keratin filament. NCBI's taxonomy places the organism in Eukaryota, Metazoa, Chordata, Actinopteri, Perciformes, Percidae. The record is from RefSeq and is a predicted model, not a curated record. Gene Ontology annotation, biological process: keratinization; intermediate filament organization. Gene Ontology annotation, molecular function: structural constituent of skin epidermis.